AUGCCGGCCCCGGACCCCAGCAUGUUCACCAGGGAGGACUUAAAUAUAAUCUCCUACAAUGUAAAGGGCCUCAAUGUCAGAGAAAAACGCACAAGACUCCUGAGGGACCUGAAACAAUACAGGACGUCGAUAGCGUUCAUCCAAGAAACGCACUUUCAGGAGAACAGGGCCCCGGCACUGAAGGACCGAAACUUUCGAACGGGGUACUUCAGUAACAACCCAGAUAGACGAACGCAGGGAGUAUGCAUACUAUUCUCCAGCAGAAUCCCGUACAUAGAACAAGCCACCCUUAGAUGCAAACAAGGCAGAUUUAUUUUCACUAAAGGCACUAUCUCAGAUCAAACCUACACAUUCGCCAACAUCUAUGCCCCAAACACGAAACAAUACCAUUUCCUCCGGAGCACUGUGGCUUCCCUGAUGAAGUUUACGGAAGGCACCCUGAUCAUCGGAGGAGACCUAAACCUGGCACUACACCCGGAUCAGGACGCCACGUCCCCACAAGGAGCAACACCACAAAACAGACAUGCGAAAACACUCCGCCUCCUACACCAACACCAGCUGGCAGACUACUGGCGAGCAUUGCAUCCAACCGCCAGGGACUUCACCUUCUACUCAUCGGCACACUUAACAUACACAAGACUGGAUUAUUUCCUAAUGACACACCACAAUCUGAACCUACUUAACGCCGCGGAGAUCCUGCCAAUGACCUGGUCGGACCACUGCCCGAUUCGAAUGCGGCUGAAAUCGCCGCUAUACAGGCCCCGGCAGAUGUCAUGGAGACUAAACGAAUCGAUCCUCUCGGACGUGGUAGUGACAUAA
Messenger RNA from Pelobates cultripes (western spadefoot toad), 819 nucleotides. NCBI's taxonomy places the organism in Eukaryota, Metazoa, Chordata, Amphibia, Anura, Pelobatidae. The record is from the annotation of a GenBank genome assembly.